Messenger RNA from Cherax quadricarinatus, 10068 nucleotides. The record is from RefSeq and is a predicted model, not a curated record. Lineage: Eukaryota; Metazoa; Arthropoda; Malacostraca; Decapoda; Parastacidae.
UUUAUAUUUAAACAUAAGGAACUCGUGUAGGUAUGUUAGUUUAAUGCGCACCUUGGUAAUGGUGGUGUGCUAUCAAUUUUUUAUAACUUACUAAUCAUUAACCAACCUCACUAAAUGCCCAAACCACUUCAACAACAUCUCACCCUUCUGGAUUAUAUCUCUGGUAACUCCACUACGCUGUCUAAUUUCUGUAUAAUGUGUGUGUGUGUUGUUAUUGUGUUUGCAGUUCACCUGGAGGACCUGUACUGUUUCCACUACACUGCCAGCAACGAUGACCUUGACAAACGCAGCGGCUGGGACUUGUAUAACCCAGCAGCUGAGUACCACCGCAUGGGUGUACCCUGUGAGGCCUGGUCACCCACCACAUUCAACCACAACUACGAGAUCUGUGACACCUACCCUCAGGAACUGUAUGUUCCUGCUUCAGCACCCACCAAAGUGAUCCUUAGCAGCUCCAAGUUCCGCAGCAAGGGCCGCUUUCCUGUUCUUUCCUACCUCCACAAAAACCAGGCUGCAUUGUGUCGAUCUUCCCAGCCGUUAUCUGGCUUCAGUGCUCGCUGCGAGGAGGAUGAAGAAUUACUUGACUGCAUCCUCAGAUCCAACCCUAACUCCUCACACAUGAUUGUCGUUGAUACUAGACCAAAGAUAAAUGCCAUGGCUAACCGUGCUGCAGGCAAGGGCUAUGAAAAUGAGGCAUAUUAUGAAAAUAUUAAGUUCCACUUCUCUGGUAUCGAGAAUAUACAUGUGAUGAGAGCAUCUUUAGCCAAACUAGUAGAGACAUGCCAGCUUGUAACUCCUUCAAUGGCUGGGUUUAUCAGUGGUGUGGAGUCAUCGGGUUGGCUGAAGCAUGUGCGUUCAGUGUUAGACACGGCUGCUUUCAUCACCAAUUCCAUGGUUGAAGGAAUCAGUGUUCUGGUACACUGUUCUGAUGGCUGGGACCGCACAGCACAGACAUCAGCAUUAGCUCAGCUCCUCCUUGAUCCAUACUACCGUACGACAAAAGGAUUCCAGAUAUUAAUAGAAAAAGAAUGGCUGGCAUUCGGGCACAAGUUCACUGAUCGUUGUGGACACAUACAAGGAGACAGUAAGGAAGUGUCUCCUAUCUUCACACAAUUCAUUGAUUGUGUGUGGCAGCUUCAGCAAAUUCUACCCUCAGCAUUUGAGUUUAAUGAAAGAUAUCUCCUUGUCCUCCAUGACCAUGUGUAUUCAUCCCAGUUUGGGACCUUCAUUGGUAACUGCCAGAAAGACAGAGUUGAUCUAAGAUUAGCAGAAAGAACAUACUCACUCUGGGGCUUCCUGGGGUGUCACGAGAGUGAGCACAGAAACCCACUCUAUCGAAAAGAUUCUACUGCUGAUGUUUUGCGACUCAACCUCUGCCCUCAGAGUGUCAGAUUUUGGCGUGGGAUGUACAAUCGCUUUGAAAAUGGUAUUCACCCACGAGAGCCACUAGGAGACGUCUUGGCUGCCACUACUGAGCAUACACAAGCACUAAAUGACCAAGCUGACUUUCUAACCAAGCGCAUCACAUGGCUUAAGAAUGAAUUGGAGAGAAGAGGGCAGAUCACAGCCAAGAAAGGGGCUGGUAGCCACUUCGACAAUCGCAUCUUAGAUGAUGCACAACAGAAUGGUGAGGACAAAGUAGACAGUAUAGGAGUGCUGGGGAUGCGUGAAGUGGAAGAAUCCUUGGUGUCUGUUGGGGCUCUCACAGUCGCCAAUUCUGCAGAGUCGGACGUUUCAUCAGAAAAGAUUACUCCUGACUCCAAUUUCAUCAACCCUUCACAUUUUAUACAAAGCAGCAAGCUGGUUAUGAACCAACUAUUGUCAUACCAAGUUGAUCGUGCAGUCUCUCCAGACUUGUCAUCAGUGGUUCUUGACUGGAAGACUUUCAGAAAUGUACGAGAAUGCUCUUGUUCAACUCCUUUUGACCACUUCAGUCGCAAGCACCAUUGUUGGCGAUGUGGAGAAGUGUUUUGCACUCGAUGCAUAGACAAGAAGGCAGCACUACCAGGCCAUCUCAGCCAGCAGCCAGUACCUGUAUGCAGACCUUGCUAUAAAGAUGUCACACGUUCCAUUUCAGUUGAUACCCCAUAGAUUUUAAAGUACUCUUUACGGCAAUGUGAUACAUCAACUGAUUAAUACAUUGAUGUAAGUUGUUAUCCACCAAAUAUUUUGUAUUGUAGGAGCAGUUGGGUUUUACAGGGGAGUGGAAAGUUUGUGUAAACUAGUAUGAAGUCAUCUCUACAUCAUGCCUACUUAAUCCUAAACCAGCCAGUGUUACUACAAAUGCAGAAUAGGCUGUGUACUCCUAUCCUUUAGUUUACCUUGUAAAUGCAACUAAUUAUACCUUUGAAACACUUCCAGUGAAUCAUCAUGAUCAUCAUCAAUGCCAGCAUGUUUACAUGUACAUACAAGUGUGGAGGGUCUGUUAUAAUUACCUUACUCAUGUUAGUCACCGACCAAUUCCACCCAAGCUAAAGGCCUAACUGUAACAUUCAAGAAAUUUUAUGAAAAACUACACUAAUUAUUGUUGUAGAAUUGGCUUGUAUAACAAAACUUAUUUGAAAAUCAAAUAUAAAACUGAUACUAAUUGUUGCUGUUUCACAAAUUUUAAAAUUUUUGGUGUGGAUAUUUCUUGCAAUCUCUUGUUUAUUAUAAUAGGCAUUUAAGAAUAUAAGUAGCAGAUUUAAAGAUACGUUUAAUUGAAUAAUUUCAGUUGGCAGUAAAAUGUCAAAGCUUACUCUGCUAAAUUUCAGUAACUAAGUAAUGGAAGGGAAAGGUUUUCAUUUUGUUAUUAUACUCAAAAAUAAACAUUGAACAAAUAUAGGUAAUUUGGCACUUGGUUUUGUUUGUAUAGUUAAUAUUUUAACCCUUUUAGGGUCCAUCCCGUAGUUCUGCGGCUUUGAAGCCAGGGUCCAAGCUGUAGUUCUUUGCCAGGAACUCAGCUUACUCAGAUAAGCUGUGAACAGUAAAUUUGGGCCUAGACACGAGAGAAUACACCUGUGUGGUAAGUGUGCACCACAUAAAACAAAUCAUGCAGCACGCAGUGCAAAAUGAGAAAAAAAAAAAAAGCCGUAUUUGUCAAUUAAAUCAACGACUUUGCGGUGCUUUUUUCGUAUGUUUUUUAUUGUUGCAUUUGCAGUUUCUUGAUCUCAUUUGAUAGAAUGGAGGAUUUAUUACAGAAAUAGAGAUGAAAGUGGCUUGAAACCGAGUGGAUAUGUUCGAUUUUUGCCGACGUUCAAGAAUAAACAAAUGUCAUGUGUCCAAUACACCUCAACUGGUGGUUCUAUAUACAUGUUCACGAAUGUGCUGAUAUUAUUUUUACAAUUAUUACAAUAUUGCAUGGCAGUAAAUUUUCUAUUUUUUUGGUGUGAAUAAAAUUCAUGUGAAUAAAAAGUCAAAAUGGAAUUCAAUUGUAAAGCCUGAAUACGUAACUAAUAAACAGGAAAUGUUAUUUUAGUGCUAGGAAUGCCUGCAUUGUUUAUUCUGGACCCUAUUUUGAAAUUGGAAUAUAUUGAACUGUGUGAAAGUGGCUAAAUUACCAAUUUCUGAUCACUCUAUUGGGUAGUUGAAACAGUUGACUAGGCAAUUUCCUGUGCUCAAUCGAUAAAAUUGAAGUAAUUCUAGCGAAAUAGCUAAGAAUUUGGUCAACUGGAAUAAUGUAAUUGGCCUAAAAUGGGAGUCAAAGUGGGCAAAAUCGCCGAUGCGUGAAUAUUGCUGAUGCAGCAAAAUUUGUGAGAGCAUAAUUUCGUCAAUUUUCCAUCAAAUUUCAUACUUUGUUUUAUUUCCUUCAAAAAAAAAAAAAAAAAAUUCUCUACCAUUUCAUAAUUUUUUUUUUUUUUAAAAAUCCUGGACCCUGUGGACAAGUUCAGAUUGGGGGUCUGGACCCUGAAAGGGUUAAGACCAUUUUUCAGUCAUUGUUACUCUUGUAAUAACACUCUUAGCUCAGUUGCAUAAUUUACAUUGAUCAGGAAUCACAGUGUCAGUCUUUUACAGUAUUCCUCUGAAUUAGAAAAAAAAUAUUGUACUAUUAAAAUGUUGUUUGGAGUACCAUAUAUUAUUUUGCUUUGUUAGGUAAAUGGACAAACACUGUUGGUAGUUGACAGAGCAAUUGACUUUGUUGUGUAGCACCUGUAGUAUGAUCACUAUGUUGUCAGCAGUGAUAUGGAAAAGCAUCACUGAAAGUAUUGUAUGCAUACUGAUUCCUGACAUAUUUAGAUACAGUACUUGCAAGUCAUGAAAUAUUUUAAUCAAACUUUUUUAUUUUGUAAAGCAAGGCUGAAGCAAAUACUGUUUUCUAGGUUAUUACACCAGGAGCAUAAUAAUGGGCAUGUAUGCUAGCACAUACUGGUAGGAUGCUACUAGUGCUAGCAGUGAUUUUAAUGAUAGGAAAGCACUGAACUUGAAUUGGUCAUGUAGCAACUGAGUAAAGGGAUGUAAUAACGUUUAAUGCAAGGAAGCAUAAUAGAGUUCCUUGGAGAAAGAGCCCCUUACUGACAUUGAGGCUCCUCUCUUGAGAGUUAUGAAUGCUGGUAGAUGAUUGAUAUUAUCAUCAAGCAAGUGGGCACAUCCACAUACAAUUUUUUUUCCAUAAGUAAUGUAGGAUGUGCAGUAUUAUUAUAAUCAAAAAGAAGCGCUAAGCCACAAGGGCUAUACAGCACUGCAGGGCAGGAAGGAAGCGAGGGUAUCAGGUGGCAAAAGAGAGAUGGAUGAGUAAUAGGUUACCGAGAACAGCAGAGGCAGUGGAUGGUAAAAGGGUAGAGGGCAGCAAGAGAUUGAGGUAGAAAGGGCUGAGGGGAGUGCAAAAGGUAUCAUCAUCAGAGUUUGUGGAGUAAAUCAGUCGUUGUCAAGAAGUCAGUGAGAGUCAGGAUUAAAGGAGGGUCCAUCAGCAAGAAGGGAAGGUAAAGAGAGAGUAGUAGAGCGGAGAUGACGUUGUAGGUAAGGAUAUUCAGUAGCUAUGUCAUUUGUUUCUGCUACAUUUUAGGUCAUUCCUUGUGAUAAUUUACAUUGUGAUUAUGAAAACAGAUCAUAUAGGAGGUAAUUCACCAAACACCCACACUUAGAGAGGAUCAUUAGGGUGACAUUUUGAUCUGUCCUAGACCAUUGUUAACUCUCAAUAGAGAGUAAUAGGCAGGGAAGGCCUUCUAUGCCUCUUAAGUUGCAAUUUGAUAGUCCAUGACAGACUGAAAUGUCAUCCAUAUGUUCCUCAAGUAAGUGCAGGUUGUUGGUGAAUUGUUCUAGCCGUGGUAUUGUGAUUAUUAUGUGGGAGGUAAACUUAGAAAUAACAUAUGCAAUAGUGCCCCUUUUUAUUGUUAUUCAAGGUUAUAAUAGGCAUAUAUUAUGACCUUUCCCCACACACACCAGUAAGACAUGUAAGAAAAAAAAUUUGUUUACAAGCAUAAUUACAAUUUUUUUUUUUUUUUUUAAUUUUAAUAAUUCAUUAUUACGUUUUUCUGUGUAAAAUGUACAACAAAAAUUUAUAUUAAAUGUUUUUGCUACACCAUGUAAGUUACACAGAUGUUAGUAAAGUGUGGUCUUUGCCAUACGAAAACCUAACUAGACCAAUACCCCUUUAUAUACUUGAAUACUUCGAUUUUUAUAGGUGUUGCAUGGUAAUGCCCUACAUGUUUGGUGCUUCCUUGCAUUAAAACCGAGGAAGCACCUUUAAGGGGUCAUAUGGGAAAUGGGAAGCAAUCAGGUUUGAUCCAGAGACCUUUGAUGUCAUCAAGGCACAAAUAUACUAAUUAGAUUUUUAUACAAGUUGUUCAGUAGAUCUGAACAGAUUUAAUUGGUCAUCAAUUGAACUAUCCACUAGUGUGUUUACAUUUAGGCUGAAAUUUGGGAGACAAAAAUCAUUAUUAGCAGAAAUUCAUAUAAUGGAAGUUCUUUUCAUAAUUGCAAUAUUGAAAAGCACAGCAUUAAGAUUUUUCCAAGUUCAGUAGUGGAUGAAGUAAAUGAAUUUGUGAAAAACCUGUUAACAACUUGACAUCAGAAAUAUACAUAUAUAUAUAUAUAUAUAUAUCCUCCAUGGGGAAGUGGAACAGAAUUCUUCCUCCGUAAGCCAUGCGUGUUGUAAGAGGCGACUAAAAUGCCGGGAGCAAGGGGGUAGUAACCUCUUCUCCUGUAUAUAUUACUAAAUGUGAAAGGAGAAACUUUCGUUUUUUCUUUUGAGCCACCCCGCCUCAGUGGGAUACGGUCGGUGUGUUGAAAGAAGAUAUCUCUCUCUCUCUCUCUCUUUAUAUAUAUAUAUAUAUAUAUAUAUAUAUAUAUAUAUAUAUAUAUAUAAAUAAAUAAAAACACACACACACAAUGUUGGCAUCUUGAAUAAUAAUUACAGUAAGACCUCACAUAACACGGCAGUUUUGUUCCUGAAAUUGGCGCAUUAUGUAAAAUUGUGCUAUGUAAUAUAUACAUGUGAAAAAUAAGGUCAGGUAUGCUGCAUCUCUAAGAAAACCAUACAAAUUUAUUGUGUAUUUCAUCAAGAAUAAUAGUUCUUGAUAACUGACAUUGUAGAUGUGGUUGCGUGUUAACCUAAUACCACCUUUCAUCACUUAUGGCCAGUAAUAUUUCGUAUUGUAUUUGCUACCAGCUAACACCACCUUCAAUCACCACCCAGUAGAUACCUACAGAAUGGAGGGGAAUUUUCCAAGUGGGAACCAACCCAUAUUAACUUUAGCUACACUAUACAGUCUGGAGCAAUGUUCCAGUAAUUUUGGGAUAUAAAUAUGAUUUGGGUUUCAGUAAAAAUGCACUACCUAAAUUUAUGUUAUGAGAGGCCUGUCUGUAUACUAGGAAAGCACUAAAACUUGAAGAAUCAAUACAGUCCUUCAGGAAAUGAGUGAUUAUCAGAUUUUAUCUGAGGAAGGGGAGGGAAGGGUAGCACAAUUUCUCAGAUGAAGGGCCUCUUGCCAGCAUCAAAGCAAUGCUUUCCCCCCCUUCUCCCUCUUCUUUGAAGACUGGUAUCUUGGAUAAGGCUUGUGAGCUCAGGUUAACAGAUGUGGAUCCAGAUAAUGCCCAGUCCAAAUUAAUGGAAAGAAAUGCAUUCUUGGCAGAAGGUUUCUUAUAAUUAGGAGGGAGACAAAACUGAGUAGCCCUAUUUGUCAGGAAGCGGUAAAAAUUUAAGGAAAUAAGGCUCCAAAUUGUCCAGAUAUCACAGACUACAUAAUAGGCACAAUAGCCUGUCAGACCUAGAGUAGUUACAAUAAUGUACUUUGCCCUGAACAACAACAUAUUCACAAUUUAUAUUGUGAAUAAAAAAAAGCCAUUCAAGGUCAAGCCUAUAUCAUAUUUUUUUUAUACAAGCUUUCAAGACUAAUCUUUGCAAACCUUAAAGGGUCUUCUAUGAAUGGAGCAGUUCCUGCUCGUUAACCAGCAUUUAUAUUAAAGAUUCUUAUUACAGAACUUUAUAUCACAUAGUUUGAUACAAGUGUGAAAUGCCAGCAGGCUGGAGUAAAAGUUAUACUUUACUGUAUAUGCAGAGUAAAAUUUAUUUACAUUUUUGCUUUAUGUGAAGUUUUACCAAGACUUGAUAAGGGUUCAUUAAGACACCAGACCUUGUUACAAUAAAAGCUUUCUCUGCAUAUGCACUGUCUUGUACUCCAUCUCUACACUCACCAUGAUUAGCUAUGUAUUGUCCUGGUGCUCACUCUUAUUACAUUAAUAAUAUACAUACUGGUACCUACACAGAGCUUUAAAUAUCAUAUCCCAAUUUCACAACUUUAGCAAACAUACAAACUAUUUUGUUUGUAUUCAUGCUGUGUCUUUAGCUAAGCAGGUAAAUUCUAGACUGGCUCUCAGAUACUUUAAGUGUAUUACAGUACCAUUCAACAUUUUCACAUGUGUGAAUGUUUCACAUUUUGGGUAUGUGUAGUAUGAUGGUGCACACAUUAAAACAUUAAUCUAAAUGAAGUACUGUACUUGGAUAACUGCAUAUUAUGUCAGGAAUAUAAAUAACUAGUGCUGGAAACAUUCCAUUUUUUAAAUUCACAUUUGCCUAAAAACCAAACACUAUACAGACUGAGAAGCAAUAUUACAGCCUUUUCUGGAGAGUAGAAUUUGCUCUGCCUCACCCACGAUACAUUAACGAAUUACAAUAACAUUCUCAAGACCUUUUGUACCCUGUAUUUACAAACUUUACAAUGAGAUGGUAUCAUUUUGCCCUGGUAGCUACACAAGAUAGGUGUGAUGGUAUCAUUCAGUCAUGGUAUUUACACAAGUUAGGUGCAGUGUUAUUGUCUUAGAAGCUACACAAACUAGGUGCGAUUCACUGUCUGCCACUUAACUACAGUCGUACAGAUACAAUAAUAUUUUUCUGUCAUUUUUGUAUCUUGGUAAAGUCAGUCAAUUCAGGCUCACUUUGUGUUGUCUGCUUAGUCAACAAUUACAUGUAAUUCAUUCAAAAGCACCAAACUAGCAUGGGUCAUAAAACAUACUCAAGUCAACAUCAUUCUAUUGUAUAAAUAGUAACAUGUAAUUUUUAACUGUAAAAUUAAAUUUUAAAUUAUAACAAGGUCAAUUUGUAUGAAGUAGGAAUAACUUAGAUUUUAGGAUUCUUGUAUUUAUAUUAUGGGCAAGUAUGAGUUUUUGCUAAAUUGAGUCAAAAACAAUUUGUGCUUCUUUACUAAUCAAAUUUCUUGUUAGCAUUUAUCUAAUGCACAACAGAAUACAUGUGCUUUAAUUUAAUAGUCAUCCAUGCCAAACCCACUGAAUGUUCAAGGCCAGUUCUAACAUGAAAAUGGUGUGGGCUACACAAUGAGCCCAUCAGUCCAUUGUUACUGCAUCAGGACUAACCUAAUGUAAUUUGAAAAUUAAUACAGUACAUAAGCCACCCCUGCCUCAGUGGGAGAUGGUCAUUGUGGAAAAAAAAAAAAAAAAAGUGAAUCUUUUAAAUCAAGUUUACAGUUAAAGAUGCAUAAACAAGCUAUUGGAUUUUCAAGUGAAAAAUCAGUGUUGAAGGAUAAAUGUUAUGCAAAAGGUGAAGCUGCUAAAAUCCAGUACACAGUAUGUGAAGAGUAUCAUCAGUUUGAAAGCAAAAAUCAUUAUUAGCUUUAGAGUGCCGACUUUUACCAAAAAUUAAUAGAAGUUAUUUUUAUAAAUUAUAGAUAAUGUAACAAUAUUAAGUUCAGCAACUGAGUAUAGGCAAAAAUUUAAAUCUAUAACUUGUUUGGCCACAACUCAAUUUUAACAUUUUCUAGAACACUUCUUCCUAUAAAGCUGUACUAAACAGUUGACAUGAAAUGUCUAAGAUAAUUUGUUUGUACAAAAAAUGAAAUCUUAAUAAAACCACUGUAGCAGGUUUGCAGUGAUCUAGAUAUCUGACCUCCCUAUUGUCAUUCCUACAUCACCAGAAAUGGAAAUGUUUACCAGCAUAGUGUGUUUAUUGUCUUUCAAUAUUAAACAUAAUACAAGCAGUCUUUGGACUCUUUCCAAAAUGUUCAUAUUUUGAAAUAUUUCCACUGUCAUUGCAUGAUGGUGCAAUGUUAAUAUUUAUAACUGUGUAGAAAGAAUCCAUGUAAUUUGUACCUUGUAGAAACUGAAUAAUAUAGCUGGAACACAAAAUACUGUAGCUGUGUACUGAAUCAAAUAAAAUACUGUAAAGCAUCUACUUAAGACAAGUUAGGCAGUAAAGUCUGCUAGUUGAAUGUUUAUAACAGUGAUGACACAAAUGUUGACUUUUUUAAAGUGUUCAACUCCACUUAGUGGAUGUAGUUUAAUUUUCCUGUUCACAGUUGGCACUAUGAAUUAAGUAUGAACUCUGAGUUUAAAAUUGUGAUUAAAAUAAUAGAAAUAUAUGGUAAUAGUUCUGCUUCAUUAAUAGUGCACACAUCACGUUUUGCAAAAAUGUUUCCAGUGGUGUACAAGUGACUGUUGUUUUUUAAUGUUAAAUACUGUACUGGUAUGUAAAUAAACUUUAUUUAUUGUAAAUAUAGAACACUGGGCUGCAUCAGGGUUUACAAUGGUGUGAUAGCUACUUAUUUUUUACAUGUAUAAUAGUGAUAAUUUGUUAAAGACUAUUAUUCUUCAUUCAUAAUUCUAUGAUCUGAGAUGUGAAAUAAAAAAAAUUUAAAAAGA